Coprinopsis cinerea okayama7#130 is the source of this 906-nucleotide messenger RNA. RefSeq lists its product as hypothetical. The record is from RefSeq and is a predicted model, not a curated record. Bases 1 to 906 code for a protein of 301 amino acids. Lineage: Eukaryota; Fungi; Basidiomycota; Agaricomycetes; Agaricales; Psathyrellaceae. The transcript is spliced from 6 exons.
AUGGGUACAGGUUUCAAACCUUCCGCAGCUUGGCCGUCGACGAAGAAACCAACAAGCAAGGAGCCCAAAGCGACACCGGGUGCGGGGAGCUCAACCAGAACAGCUCACCAUGAAACAGAGAAACCUCCACCAUACACACAGAACAACUAUAACGCCCCUUUGCCUGCAGUGCCAGAAGCUUCGGGAUCCCAGUCGCAAUAUCACCACAACCACCGCCAGCAGCUGCAGAUUCCGUCUACAUCGACAUCAGCGUUCUCUGGGAACACCGUAGUGAAUCCGGAGACGCCAGCUACAGUCAAUCAGAUACAUCUAGCGUCCAAGAAGGAGGACAUAAUCGGAACGUUCCAUAUCGACCCUCGAACCCCCGUUAGUAGCACCAAGAAGCGGAAGAAGAAUGGCAAGAGACCAGUUCUUCCUCAUGCUUCGUUCAAAACUAGUUCGGGGUCCAUACAGCUCUCGUUAGCGACUACGGGUAACAUCAAUGAAUCACCCAGAGCAAAUGUAUCUGUGGCCAGCGGGUCCGGGUGUAUUGAGUUGAAGUUGCUCCCUAUGGCCAACCCUGCCCGACCUCGUAUCGGGCUCGACGUCAUAUCUGCACAAGGGGAUAUCACAGUACAUCUUCCGGAAACCUUCUCUGGGCUGAUACAACUCAACACGAGAAAGGGAGAACUCCACGUUCUCCCAGCCCUGAUGAGGAAGGUCAAGGUGCUGAAAGCUACAGACAAGGAGACUAUGGUCCUGAUGGGAACCCAUGGGCCCCCAAUCGAAGGCGAACCACCCUUUCUUACGGACUUGUGCCAACUUAAUUCUCGUUCAGGAAAGGUUAUAGUGGGUUUAGCCGGCCAUGACAAGCAGCCAGAGAAAGCAGGCUUUUGGAAGAAGCUUGGGGAUUUUUUCCGAGGGUAA